This is a messenger RNA of Pisolithus orientalis, 318 nucleotides long. RefSeq lists its product as uncharacterized. The transcript has 4 exons. Lineage: Eukaryota; Fungi; Basidiomycota; Agaricomycetes; Boletales; Pisolithaceae. The coding region runs from base 1 to 318 and encodes 105 amino acids. The record is from RefSeq and is a predicted model, not a curated record.
AUGAAUAACACUCUGAUCUGCUCAAACUACCAACUCACAUGUGCUAAGGGCACUACCAGUGGCACGUAUGCUGCGCUGCCUUGUCGAAGUGCUGAGACUCGCCGCCUAACAACCGGGUGUCGCAGGCCAAUGUUGUGGGCUGAAUGGGUGCGGACGGCAGUCACUCGACAAAAUCUUUCACUCGGUGCAUUGAAAACCCCUGCCACGCCAAAAGUUCACCAAUCACCAGGACACAUAAGACACCCCCACGGCCAGAGCACCAAGGCACCUCGCUCCAAUCACUGGUAUCCAGCAGUGAACAUAGGAUCGAGCUUCUGA